AUGGAGUCUGGCAUGGAGGAGAUCCCAGUUAAAGUUGCAGUUCGAAUCAGACCUUUACUUUCCAAAGAAGUACUUCAUAACCACCAAGUGUGCGUGAGAUUAGUCCCAAACACACAACAAAUUAUCAUUGGGAAAGACCGUGUCUUCACUUUUGAUUUUGUAUUUGGCAAAAACUCAACCCAAGAAGAGGUUUAUACUGUUUGCAUUAAGCCUCUUCUAGUGUCUUUGACUGAGGGAUACAAUGCUACGGUGUUUGCAUAUGGACAGACAGGUUCUGGGAAGACUUACACCAUCGGAGGUGGCCACAUUGCAUCCGUUGCAGAGGAUGAGAAGGGCAUAAUCCCACGGGCUAUUCAGGAAUUAUUUCAGCAUAUUUCUGAAAAUAGUAACAUUGACUUCCAUGUGAAAGUAUCUUAUAUAGAGGUUUACAAGGAAGAACUUCGAGAUUUGUUGGAGUUGGAGACCUCUGUGAAAGAAUUACAUAUCCGAGAAGAUGAAAAGGGAAAUACAGUGAUUGUUGGUGCUAAGGAAUUCCAAGUAGAAUGUGCAAAUGAAGUGAUAAGCCUGUUGGAAAGUGGCAAUGCAGCUCGUCACACAGGCACGACACAAAUGAAUGAGCACUCUAGUCGAUCUCAUGCCAUUUUUACCAUCAGUAUUUGUCAGAAACAAUCUGCAGAGUCUCAGAAAAAUACUGAUGCUGCACAGGAUUCAUCUUGGAAAUCAGUCCAGAUGAUUGCUUCAAAGUUUCAUUUUGUGGAUUUGGCAGGAUCAGAGAGGGUGACAAAGACUGGAAAUACUGGUGAACGCUUCAAAGAAUCAAUUCAGAUCAAUACUGGUCUGUUGGCCUUGGGAAAUGUCAUCAGUGCCCUCGGAGACCCAAAAAGGAAAAGUGUACAUAUUCCAUACAGGGAUGCUAAAAUCACUCGUAUUCUGAAAGACUCCCUUGGAGGGAAUGCCAAGACUGUCAUGAUAACGUGUAUAAGUCCAUCCUCAUCAGACUUUGAUGAAUCUUUAAAUUCCCUCAAAUAUGCCAACAGAGCCAAAAACAUUAGAAAUAAACCAGUGGUAAAUUACAACCCCGAUCAAGACCGGAUUGAUGAAAUGGAAUUUGAAAUCAGAUUGCUUCGAGAAGCUUUGCAGAACCAGCAAGUCAGUAAUCAGUGUUCAUAUGACUUAAAUCAAGAAAGAACUCGUAUCAGUUCACUUGAGGAGCAGCUCACCCGGCUUCAGGUUCAAUGUUUCAGUUAUAGAAAUUGUGUAGAUGAAGCUUUCCCAUUUCUGGUUGAUUUGAAUGAUGAUGUUAGCUUAAAAAGAAGUCAGCGGGAUAGAUUGCAGAGCUGGAUCACUAUGGUACAGGAAGUAAGGAAGGAAGCUCUCACCAUGCAGGAAACUGACACAGGGAUGGGGACCAGCCAAGAGCCACAUCACAUCACAAUUCUUCAGCUAAAGAGGGAACUAAAGAAAUGCCAGCAGGCUCUAGUUAUGGAUGAAGAAGUAUUUAGCCAGAAGGAUCAUGAACUGCAGAUACUGCAGAAUCAGAUAAAGACAUUGCUACAGGAAAAUGAAGAACAACUGGAAUCUUUAAAGGAGGCUCAAGAAACACUUAGAUUACAGAAUGAGAAAAUGGUGGAACAGCAAAUGCUUAUUGAUCAGCUAAAAGAAAAACUAGAGAAGUUUACAGAUGUGAAAACUUUGGACUUCUCAAGUGCUUGUGGAGAUGGGCCAGCUGUUGUGGCAUCUGCAAGGAGGCCAUACAGUGUCCCUCUCACAAAGAGUCUGCUACACUCCCUUUACCCACCUUCAGGGACAGAGACCCGAAAGGUGUAUACCAGCCCCCCUGCCUUCUCCCUGGCCCGUGUAAUGGCAGAAUUCCGUGCUCGCAGCCAAAUGAUACUGAGCAACAUAGAAGAUCAGGAUACAGUCCUUCACUGCCACCUCUUUGAUCAGAGCGAUGAAGAGGAAGAAAAUACAGGCAGCAAAAAGAAAACCUCAUUUAAGCAUUCCAUAAACCGAACAUGGACACAAAAACAGGCUUCUCUGUGCUUUCUUCCUGAUAUAAGUGACAUGAAGUGUCAUGGAGACAAGUCUGGUUUAUCCAACAAAUCUCGGCUACAGAUUGACACAACCACAGGUGAAGAGAUUGACAGCCUCCAGAAAAGUCAUGUUUUUAACAUGCAGAAGUUAAAGAAUUCAGAGUUGAGACUCACUGAGGCCGAGCAAAAAAUGAGAGAACUUGCGCUUAAUAUCAAAAUGAAAGAGGAACUUAUUAAGGAAUUAGUAAGAAAAGGUAAAGAUGCUCAGUCUGUAAGCAGGCAAUAUUCUUUGAAGAUAACUAAACUGGAGCAAGAAUCUGAGCAGGCCAAAAUGGAACUGGCUGAAACACAAAAGCGGCUUCAGGAGCUGGAGAGUAAGGAGCUGAGAGACAUUCCUGAGAAAGCCAAGUUACAAAAAGAGUUCCGGAAGAAGAUGGAUGCAGCUAAGUUGAAAGUGCAGGCCUUACAGAAGAAGCAGCAAGACACUAAGAAUCUGGCUUCAUUAUCUAACCAAAGUGAGAGACAAGCAACAGAACUUGAGCAGAAUGUGGCUCAGAUGAAGCAUCAGCAGACCCAGCUGCAGAAGAGACUGUGUGAGGAGAGCGAAAAAAAGAAGCAACUAGAAGCAGAGAUUCAGCGGGACCAGCAACAAAUUAAAGAACUUCAACUGAAGAUGGAGCAACAAGAGAAGAUCCUUAAACUUAAGGAUAAAGAGAUUGCUGCAUUUAAAAAGAAGAAAAAUAACUCAGUGGGAACUUCCCAGAAGCUACAGAAAUUAGAAGAGCAAAAGAAAUGGCUGGAUGAAGAAAUGGAAAGAAUUCUCCAACAGCACCAACAGUUAGCAGAACUAGAAGAAGAUUUAAAGAAAAGAGAAGCCAUUAUAGCCAAAAAAGAAGCACUAUUGCAAGAGAAAAGCCACCUGGAAAUCAAGAAACUGAGAUCUAGUCAGGCUUUAAACAAAGACAGUAUGAAACUUUCUACUCGCUUAAGUAUGCUGGAUCAGGAACUGUGUGAUAAAGGUAUGCAGCUUCAGGGCAGCACCACUGAAGAUAAGACAGACAUUUUGGAAAAAAUUCAGGUUCUCCAGACGGAAAAGGAUCAACUGCUCAGAAGAAGAAAUAGCGUGGAUGAGAAACUGAAAGAUGGUAAAGUGUUGUCAAUGGAAGAAGAACAUGUCCUUUUCCAGCUGGAAGAAGGAAUUGAAGCCCUGGAGGCUGCUAUUGAUUACAAGAAUGAAAGUAUUCAGAAUCGCCAGCACUUGCUUAGGUCAUCUUCUCAGAUUCUUUCACAGAGCGAGAAUAAUGUAAUAGGAAAACUAGUUUCCCUGUCUGCUGCAGAGCUCAGAGCUAUCCUCUUCAAAUAUUUCAACAAGGUUUGUUUUGGUUAA
This is a messenger RNA of Fulmarus glacialis (Northern fulmar), 3420 nucleotides long. RefSeq names its product kinesin family member 27 (gene KIF27). Gene Ontology annotation, molecular function: microtubule motor activity; ATP binding; microtubule binding. Gene Ontology annotation, biological process: mitotic spindle organization; microtubule-based movement. The transcript has 14 exons. Bases 1 to 3420 code for a protein of 1139 amino acids. The record is from RefSeq and is a predicted model, not a curated record. NCBI's taxonomy places the organism in Eukaryota, Metazoa, Chordata, Aves, Procellariiformes, Procellariidae.